This is a messenger RNA of Parus major (Great Tit), 3056 nucleotides long. It is a transcript of the gene MPPED2, whose product is annotated as metallophosphoesterase domain containing 2. Bases 886 to 1770 code for a protein of 294 amino acids. The transcript is spliced from 7 exons. Gene Ontology annotation, molecular function: hydrolase activity. NCBI's taxonomy places the organism in Eukaryota, Metazoa, Chordata, Aves, Passeriformes, Paridae. The record is from RefSeq and is a predicted model, not a curated record.
GGGCUCGGUGGGUAGCUGGAGCCCGGAGUUGUCCGCAAACUGCAGCGCAGCAUCUCGGGGACCGCGGGGCCGCUGGCGAAUCCCCGCGGGGCCGGGAGCGCCCCGUGAGUCCGGGGGGCUCCGGGGGCCGAGGCGCGGCCGUGUGGGAGCGACAGCGCCGGGAUAGGGCAUGGAUCCAGCGGAGGUGCUGACACCGGGUUAACCCUUCUCAGCUCCUGCCUUUCAGCGAUUGCUGCUACAGCCCGAGCCCGGCUAGAGGCAAAUUUUUGAAAUUCAGAUGAGGAAGGCGUAAAUAUUUUAUUUGGGGAAAUGGGUUUUUCGCGUGCCCGUGUGAGCGGCUCUCCGCGCAGUGUAAGGAUGCGUUGGAAAUGACUUACCUGUGCGGAUUUCGUGGCAGUUUUUGACAGGACGGCAGUGUACAGGUUUACAAUUAGCUGCAGCUAAGUUUGGGUCAGCCCUGUUCGGAAAAAGUGCCGGCUUGUACCUGUAACACUGAGCUGAUGUGUGCAAUGGCACAUCUCCUGUCUUGCUGCCGCUACAGAUACACGCUGGAAAAGGAUAACAGCCUCUAUCUGGGAAAAUGCAACAUGCUGAAAAAAUAGCAUUUAGGUUUUUAAUAUAGGCACUCUUACUUAAAACUGCCUCGAAAGGCGUGGAAGAUAUUACACUUUAUUUUACUUGAUGGGAAAAUAAUCCAACUUUUUUUUUUUUAGUACUCAUCUGCUGUGUGUAACCUUCAAGUAGUGCUCAUAGUUGGAGAAAGAAGAAUGAGGUCACGGCGUUGAUGCGGAGCUGCUGGGACUCGGGAGCUGCCCGGAGCACGAUGCCCUACCCUGCCCCUGGCCUUGGGAAGCUGUGAGCUGCUCAUGUCCAUAAGGAGGAAGGAUGGCUCAUGGAAUUCCGUCACAAGGCAAAGUUACCAUAACUGUGGAUGAGUACAGCUCCAACCCAACGCAGGCGUUCACGCACUACAACAUCAACCAGAGCCGCUUCCAGCCUCCACACGUGCACAUGGUCGACCCUAUCCCAUAUGACACUCCAAAACCAGCGGGCCACACGCGCUUUGUCUGCGUCUCAGACACGCACUCCAGAACAGAUGGCAUCCAGAUGCCUUAUGGGGACAUCCUUCUUCACACGGGCGAUUUCACCGAGCUGGGACUGCCCUCAGAGGUCAAGAAGUUUAAUGACUGGUUAGGAAACCUACCAUAUGAAUAUAAAAUAGUGAUUGCUGGGAAUCAUGAACUGACAUUUGAUAAGGAAUUCAUGGCAGACCUUGUUAAACAAGAUUACUACCGCUUUCCCUCUGUGUCCAAAUUGAAACCAGAGGACUUUGACAAUGUUCAGUCACUCCUGACAAAUAGUAUUUACUUACAAGAUUCAGAGGUAACAGUUAAAGGAUUCCGAAUAUAUGGUGCCCCGUGGACACCAUGGUUUAAUGGAUGGGGCUUUAAUCUACCCAGAGGUCAGUCUUUGCUAGACAAGUGGAACCUUAUUCCUGAGGGAAUUGAUAUCCUAAUGACACAUGGACCUCCCCUUGGUUUUCGAGACUGGGUUCCAAAGGAGCUGCAGAGAGUGGGCUGUGUGGAGCUGCUGAACACAGUGCAGAGGCGAGUAAGGCCCAAACUCCAUGUCUUUGGUGGGAUUCAUGAAGGUUACGGCAUCAUGACAGACGGCUACACCACCUACAUCAACGCCUCCACGUGUACAGUCAGCUUCCAGCCCACCAACCCUCCCAUCAUCUUCGACCUUCCAACCCCUCAAGGAUCCUGAAGCACUACUGGGGAAGGUCUAUAAACUGCCAUUUUCUAAUUAAGGAACAUACAUUCAGUUACAUGUUUAUUUCAAAACAGGGGGCUGGUGGGGGGGUGGAUUUUGGGGGAGAUGUGGGGUUUUUUUUGGGUUUUUUUUAAUUUGUAAAUUGCUGGUGCAAAAGAAACAAGAGGAAAAGUUAGAGGUUGUGCUUUUUGGAAAUGCAGCAUUCAUUUUAAAUUGAUAAAGCAUUGUGAAUUUGUAAAAUGAAUUUCAUUUUUCAAUAAAUUUGCCAUUGUAAAUUGUUAUAGUGUUCUCAAAAGGACAGCCAAGCUUUCUUUUAAUAAGUGAGAGACCUUAUUUUAAUAUUAUAAUAUAAGCUAAAAAAUAGGCAGCAUUUAAAUACACCCAAAUUUGCACAACUUAUGUUAUUGUCGGGAUUUUUUUAAGUGUCUUCUUUUUCCCUAGGUUUAAAUGUUGGCUUUUUAUCUCCAUUUAUAUCAAUUCCUUUAGUAGCACAAACAAUGUUUUGGGGUCCAUUUACCUCUUGAUAUGUGUGCAUGUACUUAAACUUGUUUCUAGUCAUGGUAGAAUGCAGCAAGAGGAGAAUAGACUUCUCAGUUGUUUGUCUCUACCUGCUUUAUAAAGACUGAUCUAGAUAGCCACAGUCUAUAUGUGAUAUCUACCUUCUGUUGUUUCUUUUUUAAAUUAUUUUAGCUUUAAAAGACUGGGGGUGAAAGCUGCAAAGAGCAGGUAUUUCAUGCAGUAAAAAAAGAAAAAAAUAAAUUGUAAAUGCGGACUCCUUUUAAAUAUGAAUUUAUAUAUAUAUGUAUUUUUUGUGCAUUAUAACUAAGCUAGGAUUUAAUAUUGCCAGUAUAGCAUCUGCAAAACUAUGCUGUACAGCACAUCUAAAUUAUGAAGGAUGUGACACAUUUUUCCAAGUGCUCAAGGCCUUCAAGAGCCCAAGUUAAAUCUUUGUUGUAGUUCAGGCAUGUAUAGAGUCAAAUGGAUACAAUCAAGCCUAAAUAAAAUAAGGCUUAGUUGUCCUUUAUAUUUAAAUAUUCUUCUUGUCUUUUUUAUUUCCUUUUUCUUAUUUUGCACUGUGUGUAAAUGCAAUCUCACUAGCACAAAAUAUUGUUGCAGAUAGUUAUUUCCGUUCCACCACUGUAAAUGCUAUUGAGCUUUGUUCUGUUUUAUGUUACCUUGUUAAUGGAAUUUAGAAAAGCAGUUGUUUCUUUAAAUUUAUUGUGAUAUUAUAUCUAGCGGCCUUUAUAUGCAAAUAAAAUUGCAAGAUUUUUAAAUAUGUG